GCACGUUCGCAUCCCAGGCAAUGUUGAUGAAGACUUUCAUGCCAUUGCUGCCAUUUCCUGCGAUAGUGGUCGAUUUAAUGCAAAAUCCUGCCUGGGGCGAGAGGGUCACUCUUUUCGUCGUGGAUGGAGAAUUCAUGGAUAUAUGUCACGUGCGGUGGUGCAAUUUCGCAUUGAUCACGCCGCCCCUCUUUCCGCCAAAAAAAGAAUUGGGUUGGCACAGAAGGAGUAACUCGGGAUAAAAACCGGAUCGAACAAUAAUAUUUUCUUAGUAGAGCUAAUUGGAUCUGACACGUCAAUACAUCAUGCAGGCUGCUGCUAUAAAAGAGGCCCGUUCCUUUCGUUUCCCCAUACCCAAAGAUAUGCACGACGUUACCCCCAACCCUGACUUUGAGGACGACACAAAAGUACAACAGUACAUUCAGGACAGAAGGGUCGUAGGAUACGAUCCCCUCGUACAACCAGCCUUGCUGCGACACGAAAUAGUCUCGUCUGCACAAGCCAAAAAGACCAUUGCGUCUGCACGUUUCACCGCUGCCAGGAUCCUGGCUGGCUCAGACGAUGGAAUACUUGUCAUCGUCGGGCCGUGUUCAAUCCAUUCUGCUGAACAGGCCCUCCAGUAUGCAACUUUGCUCAAGCAACACAUUCCCAAGUGGAAUAACCUGCACAUUAUCAUGCGGGCCUACUUCGAAAAACCGCGAUCCACGGUGGGCUGGAAAGGCCUGAUCAAUGACCCGGAUAUCGAUGGCACGUUCAAAAUCAACAAAGGCCUGAGAAUCGCAAGGCAGCUUUUGUGCGACCUUACGGAUAUGGGCGUUCCAGUCGGGAGUGAGCUAUUGGAUACGAUCUCACCGCAGUUCAUUGCUGAUCUGAUCUCCUGGGGUGCUAUUGGUGCGCGAACAACGGAAUCUCAACUUCACCGAGAACUUGCUAGUGGUGUUUCCUUUCCCAUCGGAUUCAAGAACGGAACAGAUGGCAGCAUAGGUGUUGCCAUUGAUGCAAUGCAAUCGUCGAGCAAUCCGCAUGCGUUCAUGGGUGUCACUGAGCAGGGUCUCGCUGCCAUCGUCAAAACCAAGGGAAACAAAGACGUGCAUGUUAUUCUUCGUGGUGGGAGUGGGGGGCCUAACUACAAGACGGAGUACGUGAGAAAAGCGGCAGCUGAUAUCGAAAAGAAAAGGAAAACCGUGUUUGCGAGCAUUAUGAUUGACUGUAGUCAUGGGAACUCGCAAAAGAAUCAUAAAAAUCAGCCGAUUGUGCUAGAAGACGUGUGUAGACAGCUGGAGGAAGGAGAGAAAAAUAUCACAGGCGUGAUGAUAGAGAGUAAUAUCAAGGAUGGCCGACAGGAUGUACCUCCCGAGGGACCACACGGUCUGAAGCACGGUGUGAGUAUUACGGAUGCGUGCGUGGAUUGGGAGGCAACGGUGCAGAUGCUGGAUAGGCUGAACGAGGCUACUGGGAAGAGGCGGGAGAAGGUCAUGAAGGAAGCCUUCGGAAGACCACCGGCAUUUGCGAGAGCGACUUAGGUCCGAGUUGAAUAAAUCGCUGUUAGAAUCACGCCUUGACGAUUCGUUUUCCUUGGCGUUCAUGGCUAUAUCUGGACCUGGUUACGGCAAAGGUGGACUCUUUGAUUUACUUGGGUCUAGCCUGUUUCGUUAUUUUCAACAGACCAGUAGGCAUGUGCAGCUGAGCAGUAAAACAAACGUAUCAAGUGACAAAGCAGGUUCAUAGCCGGCAUCUUACGGACCGUUAUCCGAGGAGAUCCCUUCAAUUCACAAUAGCAAAAUCGAUCUCAGUGUGUCUCCUCCCACUCCGUUCUUUUGUUCCUAACAGACGUGAAUAAGAGUUACUGAUGGCGUUGCCAUUAUGUAAAUAACAUAGUCCGCCUCAGAAAAUGCUUUGCGUUCACAAAUCCGAUAUCAUCAAUGC
Molecule: messenger RNA, 1923 nt
Organism: Guyanagaster necrorhizus
Lineage: Eukaryota; Fungi; Basidiomycota; Agaricomycetes; Agaricales; Physalacriaceae
Product: 3-deoxy-7-phosphoheptulonate synthase
Exons: 8
Coding region: 303-1520 (405 amino acids)
Biological process (GO): aromatic amino acid biosynthetic process
Cellular component (GO): cytoplasm
Molecular function (GO): 3-deoxy-7-phosphoheptulonate synthase activity
Source: RefSeq, a predicted model, not a curated record